Molecule: messenger RNA, 528 nt
Organism: Aspergillus wentii DTO 134E9
Lineage: Eukaryota; Fungi; Ascomycota; Eurotiomycetes; Eurotiales; Aspergillaceae
Product: DUF3433 domain-containing protein
Exons: 2
Source: RefSeq, a predicted model, not a curated record
AGCAACUCUCCACGACCUCUCCGGCGUCCUCAUUGGUCACAGGUCGAGAUGAGGAGCAGGGGAAAUCAGCUGUGAAAGAUGUGAACAAGCCAAAGGAUCCGCCCGCUUGGACCCCGCUUGCCCUGCGUUGCUGGGUGUUUAUCGCGCUUGCGCUAUUGUUUGUCGCGUUGUUCGUCGUUAUUGAGGUGCUCUUUCAGUACUCGAAUCAAAACCAUGGUUUAAGGACGAAUAGCUCGACAAAUCAUUAUUUGUGGACAUAUGGCCCGACUGCUGUGUUUAUGCUCAUCUCUGCCAUCUGGAAUCAAAUCGAUCAUCGCACUAAGCAACUCGCCCCGUGGGCUGCCCUCCAUAGCAAGCCAGACAUCGCGCGGAAAAACUGUUCUGCUUGAUUAUAUAUCCCCUUGGAAUGUGGUUGCAAUGUUCAGGGCAGGGAGGAACUCCCACUGGCCCGUUGUGAUGGCCAUCAUCGGCACGCUGUUUCUGCAGCUGGUCGCAGUUGCUUCCACCGGUCUGUUGACAUUAGAGACG